This is a messenger RNA of Komagataella phaffii GS115, 1083 nucleotides long. RefSeq lists its product as hypothetical. Bases 1 to 1083 code for a protein of 360 amino acids. The transcript has a single exon. Gene Ontology annotation, cellular component: membrane. Gene Ontology annotation, molecular function: magnesium ion transmembrane transporter activity. Lineage: Eukaryota; Fungi; Ascomycota; Pichiomycetes; Pichiales; Pichiaceae. The record is from RefSeq and is a predicted model, not a curated record. Gene Ontology annotation, biological process: magnesium ion transport.
AUGGUGGACGAUAAAUAUAUUGGGCUUGCUUUAGCUAUCAGCUCUUCGCUUGCGAUUGGAACCUCGUUUAUUAUUACAAAAAUGGGACUAAAUGACACGUCUAAAAAGCAAGGAUCUAACGUUGUGCAGGGACACGAGUACCUGAAGAAUCCAUUAUGGUGGGCAGGUAUAGCUACCAUGGCUUUGGGUGAAGUCGCUAAUUUUGCUGCAUAUACCUUUGCACCUGCCAUCCUUGUGACUCCUUUGGGAGCACUAUCGGUUAUUAUUGGUGCGGUAUUAGCUGCCAUGUUCCUGAGAGAGGAACUGGGGACUUUGGGUAAGAUGGGUUGUGCAAUCUGCCUCUUGGGAUCAGUAAUCAUCGUUCUGCAUGCCCCAGAGGAUAAGGAGAUUAACACAGUAGAUGAAAUUUUGGAAUAUGCUACGCAGCCAGGAUUUUUGUUUUAUUGUUUUUUGGUAACUUCGUAUACCUUGGUUACUAUCUACAAGAUAGUCCCUAAAUAUGGACACAAGAACCCCAUGGUUUACAUCUCCAUAUGUUCCGUAGUUGGCUCUGUGUCUGUUAUGUCUAUUAAAGCUUUUGGAAUAGCUUUGAAGCUCACAUUUGGAGGUAAUAAUCAGUUUACUCACCCAUCAACUUAUUUUUUCAUUCUGGUAGUGGUGGUGUGCAUUAUGACACAGAUGAACUACUUCAACAAAGCACUGGAUCAGUUCGAGACUUCAAUUGUAAACCCUCUUUAUUAUGUCACCUUUACCACGGCUACAUUAUGUGCCUCAUUCAUUUUAUUCAAAGGGUUCAAUACCACGUCUUCAGUGAACAUUAUUUCUCUUUUGUGUGGGUUCCUUAUCAUUUUCAGCGGAGUUUAUCUUCUGAAUAUUUCUAGAAAGUCCAAACAGACAGAAAAGCUGUUUUCUUCAGCUGAGGAUGGACUGGGAGAUUUUCCUUUCGACAAUGGGGUUGGUGGACUACAGGUAAGACAUUCUAUGCAACAACCAAGAAAUCGGACUGAGAGCUUGAGCCAGUUAGACAACGAAGAGUCUGUUGGCCUGAGACGUUUCGAUAGCUUUGAACUAGAUGAUAGGUAG